CUCGCCAUGCGCUACAACGAGCGGGAGCUGCUGUCCCUGGCCCGGCAGCCCGCGGAGAAGGCGGCGGAGAUCCUGAUGCGGGUGCCCAAGAAGGGCAGCGUGCUGAAGAAACGUCUUGUGAAGCUCGUGGUCAACUUUCUCUUCUACUUCAGGACAGAUGAGGCUGAGCCCAUUGGAGCUCUGCUGCUGGAGCACUGCAGGAUCACCAAAGAGGAGGAAAAUGUCUUCUCCAUCAGUUUCAUCGAGGAGCCAGAGAGGAAAUACUGCUUUGAGUGUGCCAGUGAGGAGCAGUGCCAGGAGUGGAUUGAGGCCCUCAAGAGAGCCAGCUAUGAGUUCAUGAGGAGGACUUUGAUCUUCUACCGCAACGAGAUCCAGAAGCUGACAGGGAAGGACCCCCUGGAGCAGUUUGGGAUCUCGGAGGAAGCUCGAUUCCAGCUGGGAGCACCCAAGCAGUGA
Messenger RNA from Indicator indicator, 456 nucleotides. It is a transcript of the gene PLEKHJ1, whose product is annotated as pleckstrin homology domain containing J1. The record is from RefSeq and is a predicted model, not a curated record. NCBI's taxonomy places the organism in Eukaryota, Metazoa, Chordata, Aves, Piciformes, Indicatoridae. Gene Ontology annotation, biological process: retrograde transport, endosome to Golgi; endosome organization; receptor recycling. Gene Ontology annotation, cellular component: trans-Golgi network; recycling endosome; early endosome. The transcript has 6 exons. Bases 7 to 456 code for a protein of 149 amino acids.